Messenger RNA from Cantharellus anzutake, 1122 nucleotides. RefSeq lists its product as uncharacterized. The record is from RefSeq and is a predicted model, not a curated record. NCBI's taxonomy places the organism in Eukaryota, Fungi, Basidiomycota, Agaricomycetes, Cantharellales, Hydnaceae. The transcript has 3 exons. Bases 146 to 1054 code for a protein of 302 amino acids.
CCCCGAGGGCAUCGUCGGGUUUUGUCGCCGCCAAGGGCUCGCCUUCCGUCAAGAUUGAAAUUAGAGAACCAACCACUGGCAGAACAUUUGGAGUGCCUGACACCUGAUUGAGUCUCAGUGCGUCCCAUCCUCCAUACGUCUCGUUAUGCAGCGUUCUGAGAGCAGUCAUCAUCUUGCGCUCUUCCAUUUUCGUGAUUCACUAAAGGCGUUAACAAAUCCUUCGCCCGUCUCAGCUUCUCUCCCUAACUUUGCUGCCACUUUCACAGAUAAUUCGAAGCUAUAUUAUGGGGGCGAAGCCAGCUCUCGCUACGGCAUGCCCUUGGCCACGCCUUCCGCUGACGAUACAUCUGGGGUAGACUUUGCUUCAUCUGUCCGAUAUCAGUCAUCCACCACCCCAUGGUUGAUAGUUUCUCUUCCUGAAAUUGAUUGGCGCCCUGUUUAUGCCCCCGGUCUUGGCUAUCCUCACUUUGAUCUGUAUCCCAGCGACGAGGCUCCUGACGCUUCUAUACGCGAGCUAUUCCAUUCUGGGCACUACAUUUCAAACAUGUUGUCUCAGUGCUACAGUCGAGCAGCUGCCUCGCCCUUGCCUUGCUGGGAUCUUACUGCCCACCUUGAACCAUUUCGGCAGCGCACUCCAACCACUGCAGACCUUUCUGACGCCAGUAGACAAACGGGGUCGACGUGCCAAUACGUAAUCAAUGUUUAUUGCGGCAAGGAUGAGCCCAGCUACCCCUGUUCCGCCAUAUCUUCACCUACACUAGCCGUUGAUAGGUGUUCUUCGUGUGACCCUACGUAUUUCGACACCGGUGAAGACGGUGGUGGAGCUACUCUUACACCUCAAGUCCUUUCCCCGACUUCUCGCAUUCAGGUUACGGACAAGGAGUACUUCCAGGUCAAUUCGGGGUCGGAAAUCGAAACGGGGCUCGAGGUGGUCACCUUUAUUCUCAGCUCUCACCCCGCACGUGGUCGUGGGGGAACAAUUAAGCAUUGCAUUAAGAAAUUCACCGGUCGUGUCGUGACGGCGCUGCGGAUCCGCCAUGCUCUUCGUAUCUAACCGCUCGCAGUGCAGUGUUCAUUGUCCGCUUGUUCCGUUGUUACGCUAACCUUCUAGUCGGAUUGUUU